This is a messenger RNA of Pseudoliparis swirei, 9298 nucleotides long. It is a transcript of the gene ankhd1, whose product is annotated as ankyrin repeat and KH domain containing 1. The record is from RefSeq and is a predicted model, not a curated record. Gene Ontology annotation, molecular function: RNA binding; protein binding. Bases 725 to 8746 code for a protein of 2673 amino acids. Gene Ontology annotation, cellular component: cytoplasm. Gene Ontology annotation, biological process: innate immune response. NCBI's taxonomy places the organism in Eukaryota, Metazoa, Chordata, Actinopteri, Perciformes, Liparidae. The transcript is spliced from 39 exons.
CAGUAUAACAUAUAUUUAAGCAAUAAAUUUCAGAUUACAAAAUGUGAUCAUGAUCCAAGGUGACCAAUGUUUUUGUUCUUGUUUUUCUGUGUUCAUGUGUUUUUUUUGUCUCGUAUAAAUGCCCCUUAAAGAGUCCAUCUCUAAUUAUUCUAAAUAUAAUAGGAUUAAUGCUCAUUAACUAAUCAAAUCCAUACAUUUUAGCAUAUGCAAUGUGUGAGGUUCAGUUGGUGAUAGUCAUUGGCGUUUAAAGUUUAACAAUAAUGGAUGAUUAAAAUGUACAACAGGUGCCACUUUACUCCGUGUAGGUGAUUUCCCUAAAAGAGUUCACAUGAACUAGUAAAGCUAGUUGCCAGUUAAGUUGGCCUACCAUGUCAUAUCUUGACGUUCGUUCUACAGCCUCGUGAUAUUGGUAAACCUAACAUGACGUUGCGUUCUCACGUUUGACAAGCUGGAACUUGGACCAAUCGAAAACCGAGUUUUUUCCUGCUCGACCAAUAGGAUGCUCGGGAUUUCUCACAGAGGCGGUCGUUCUGAGAAACAGUGCGUAUCGGGUUAGGUUGUUAGAAAGUUAAUGGCUGGGGGAAAGAGAUCCUCCUCAACCCUCGCUUCGGGAGAGUUUCUGGAUUCCCUGAAGUAAAAUCACGUAAAUAUCCUCAAAGAAAGAGCCUGGACGGACGUUUACGUCAACAACUAGCUCGUGGACACGAGUAUCGUGAACAUAAGUAUGCAGGAUGCAGUAGCCGGGACGGCAAUGCUGACGGACGGCUUCGAGGACGAGAUUGACUCGGUGACUCCUCGCUCCCCAGCGGCAGGGAUGGGGGUAGGAGCGGCGCCAGGAGGAGUCGGACUAGGGGGCAUUGGGAUUGGUGUAGGUGGAAAGAAAAUACGUUUGUACGGCGAACCAGGUGGGCCUGGAGCAGAAAGACUGGAUUUCAAACUGGCGGCCGCGGCCGUCCUCUCCUCGGGUCCCGGAUCCGGCAGCGACGAAGACGAGGUUUCAGAGGUGGAGUCAUUCAUCCUGGACCAGGAGGACUUGGACAACCCCAUCAUGAAGACGGCCUCGGAGCUGCUUCUGUCCAGCGCCACAGACGGAGUCGAUCUGAGGACGGUGGAUCCAGAGACGCAGGCCCGACUCGAAGCUCUACUGGAAGCUGCAGGCAUCGGUAAACUGUCAACUGCCGAUGGUAAAGCUUUUGCAGACCCCGAAGUGCUACGGCGCCUGACGUCCUCCGUGAGUUGCGCCCUGGACGAAGCGGCGGCGGCCCUGACCCGAAUGAGGGCGGAGAACACGCUAAACGCCGGCCAGGCCGACAAUCUGGUUAUUUUCAGUCGUAGUUUAGCGGAGGCGUGCUCGGACGGAGACGUCAACGCGGUGCGCAAACUGCUCGACGAGGGGCGGAGCGUCAACGAACACACGGAGGAGGGGGAGAGCCUGCUGUGCCUCGCCUGCUCGGCCGGCUAUUAUGAACUCGCACAGGUUUUGUUGGCCAUGCACGCCAAUGUGGAGGACCGGGGCAUCAAGGGAGACAUAACGCCGCUCAUGGCCGCUGCCAGCGGCGGCUACGUCGACAUCGUCAAACUGCUCCUGGUCCACGGGGCGGACGUCAACGCACAGUCCUCCACAGGCAACACGGCGUUGACGUACGCGUGUGCCGGCGGCUUCGUGGACGUGGUGAAGGUGCUGCUGAAAGAGGGCGCGAACAUCGAGGACCACAACGAGAACGGACACACGCCCCUCAUGGAGGCGGCGAGCGCCGGCCACGUGGAGGUGGCCAGGGUCCUCUUGGAGUACGGCGCCGGCAUCAACACGCACUCCAACGAGUUCAAGGAGAGCGCCCUCACGCUCGCCUGCUACAAAGGUCACUUGGAUAUGGUGCGCUUCCUGUUGGAGGCCGGUGCAGACCAGGAACACAAAACGGAUGAGAUGCACACGGCACUGAUGGAGGCGUGCAUGGACGGCCAUGUGGAGGUGGCACGGCUGCUGUUGGACAGCGGCGCGCAGGUCAACAUGCCGGCCGACUCCUUCGAGUCGCCCCUCACCCUCGCCGCCUGCGGGGGACACGUGGAGCUCGCUGCCUUGCUCAUAGAGAGGGGAGCCAACUUGGAAGAGGUUAAUGAUGAAGGCUACACGCCUUUGAUGGAGGCAGCCAGAGAAGGCCAUGAGGAGAUGGUGGCACUGCUGCUGGCUCAAGGUGCAAACAUCAACGCCCAGACCGAGGAGACCCAGGAGACGGCUCUGACUCUGGCGUGCUGCGGAGGCUUCUUGGAAGUGGCAGACUUUCUCAUUAAGGCGGGGGCCGACAUCGAGUUGGGCUGCUCCACGCCUCUAAUGGAGGCUGCGCAGGAAGGCCAUCUGGAGCUGGUCAAAUACCUUCUGGCAGCAGGGGCAAACGUUCACGCCACCACGGCCACGGGCGACACGGCGCUGACGUACGCGUGUGAGAACGGACACACGGAUGUGGCGGAUGUGCUGCUGCAGGCCGGAGCCAACCUGGAACACGAGUCUGAGGGGGGCCGGACGCCGUUGAUGAAAGCAGCGAGGGCGGGACAUCUCUGCACCGUCCAGUUCCUGAUCAGCAAAGGUGCUAAUGUGAACAGAGCCACGGCCAACAACGACCACACCGUGGUGUCUCUGGCCUGCGCCGGGGGACACCUGGCGGUGGUGGAGCUGCUGCUGGCUCACGGGGCCGACCCCACGCACCGACUCAAAGAUGGUUCAACCAUGUUGAUAGAAGCUGCUAAGGGCGGCCACACCAACGUGGUGUCCUACCUGUUGGACUACCCAAACAACAUCCUGUCGGUCCCAGCGCCGGACCUCUCCCAGCUCACGCCCCCCUCGCAAGAUGCCUCUCAGGUUCCACGUGUCCCAUUCCAAGCUCUCGCCAUGGUAGUGCCUCCUCAGGAGCCCGACCGAGCCCCAUCGAGCAUCGUCACGCCCCCACUCGUCUCCAGUAAAGGCGUUUCCAAACAGAGACAAGCCGCCCUGCAGUCCGGGGCCCCCAGCUCGGGGGGCCGGGGCCCUGAAGCGGAGCCUCUGCCGCCCUUCCACUUGUGCCAGCCUCUCGAGUGCAUCGUGGAGGAGACGGAGGGAAAGCUGAACGAGCUGGGCCAGAGAAUCAGCGCCAUCGAGAAGGCCCAGCUUCAGUCACUGGAGCUCAUUCAGGGGGAGCCGCUCACCAAAGACAAGAUCGAGGAGCUGAAGAAGAGCCGGGAGGAGCAGGUGCAGAAGAAGAAGAAAAUCUUGAAGGAGCUGCAGAAGGUGGAGCGCCAGCUGCAGCUGAAAACACAGCAACAGUUCACCAAAGAGUACAUGGAGGCGAAGGGAUUAAAGGAGGAGCAGGAGGCCGGGCAGAGCCAGGGCCCGGGUCCGGGUCCGGGCCCCGGCAGUACAACGUCUGUGCCGGGAGCGCUUCCCACCAUAACCGGCGCCCAGGUCCACGCCGGCUCCGACACGGACGAGGAGGCCAACAAGGACGGCGAGCAGGAGGAGCAGCCCGGAGACGAAGGGGACGAGGAAGAGGAUGACGACGAUGACGACGAUGACGAUGACGAAGAGGAAGGCUCGGAGGACGAGGCCGACGGAGAAGAUGGCGAUUACCCCAGGCUUCCUCAGGUGGGCACCAUCCUCUACCGGGACGGGCCUCAGCCGCCUCAGCAGCCGCCUCUGCCGCCCUCGCCUCAGGCCCAGCCCCCUCCGCCGCCCCUUCAGACCGCCUUCGUCCCCAUCCAACAACUGCCAGACUACAACCCUGCCGACUACCCAGGGAGCACCAGCCCCGAGCUGCAGAUGCUGGGCCAGGAGCAGCAGCAGCUGUCUGGGUUGGGCCCAGGAAUGAUGCCUCAGCAAGCCCCAGAUGGGCUCAUGGUCGCCACGCCUGCACAGACGCUCACAGACACGCUGGAUGACAUCAUGGCGGCGGUGAGCAGCCGGGUGCCCAUGCUGAACCCUUCCACCUCGCCCACGCCGCUGUCCCAGCCUCCCACACAGAUGCCCUCAAACAUCUCCUCGCCUUCUUCGGUCCUGCCCCUCUACCCCUCUGUUGACAUCGACGCACACACGGAGAGCAACCACGACACGGCGCUGACGCUGGCGUGUGCAGGAGGCCACGAGGAGCUGGUGUCCGUCCUCAUCGCGCGGGGAGCCAACAUUGAGCACCGGGACAAAAAAGGGUUCACGCCUCUGAUCCUGGCUGCCACCGCCGGCCACGUCGGCGUGGUGGAGGUGCUCCUGGACAAAGGCGGGGACAUCGAGGCUCAGUCAGAGAGAACCAAAGACACGCCCCUCUCGCUGGCGUGCUCCGGAGGACGCCAAGAGGUGGUGGAGCUGCUGCUGCUUCGGGGCGCCAACAAAGAACACCGCAACGUGUCCGACUACACGCCGCUCAGCCUGGCCGCGUCCGGCGGUUACGUCAACAUCAUCAAGAUCCUCCUCAACGCCGGAGCCGAGAUCAACUCCAGGACCGGCAGUAAGCUGGGCAUCUCCCCUCUGAUGCUGGCGGCCAUGAACGGCCACGUGCCGGCGGUGAAGCUGCUGCUCGACAUGGGCUCGGACAUCAACGCCCAGAUCGAGACCAACCGGAACACGGCGCUCACCCUCGCCUGCUUCCAGGGCCGGGCGGAGGUCGUCAGCCUGCUGCUGGACCGCAAAGCCAACGUGGAGCAUCGGGCAAAGACGGGUCUCACCCCUCUGAUGGAGGCCGCCUCAGGAGGCUACGCAGAGGUGGGCCGAGUGCUUCUGGACAAAGGGGCCGAUGUCAAUGCUCCCCCCGUCCCCUCAUCCAGAGACACCGCCCUCACCAUCGCUGCCGACAAGGGCCACUACAAGUUCUGUGAGCUGCUCAUCAACAGGGGCGCCCACAUCGACGUGCGGAACAAGAAGGGGAACACCCCCCUCUGGCUCGCGGCCAACGGCGGGCACUUUGACGUGGUCCAGCUCCUGGUGCACGCCAGCGCGGAUGUGGAUGCAGCCGACAACCGCAAGAUCACCCCCCUCAUGGCCGCUUUCCGCAAGGGUCAUGUGAAGGUUGUGCAGUAUCUCGUGAAGGAGGUCAACCAAUUCCCAUCAGAUAUCGAGUGCAUGAGAUACAUCGCCACCAUCGCCGACAAGGAGCUGUUGAAGAAGUGCCACCAGUGCAUGGAGACCAUCGUCAAAGCCAAAGACCAGCAGGCGGCCGAGGCCAACAAGAACGCCAGCAUCCUCCUCAAGGAGCUGGACUUGGAGAAGUCUCGAGAGGAGAGCAAGAAGCAGGCCCUGGCUGCGAAGCGGGAGAAGCGCAAGGAGAAACGCAAGAAGAAGAAGGAGGAGCAGAAGAGGAAGCAGGAGGAGGAGGAUGGGCAGAAAACCCAGGAGGACUUCUCUGAGAUGCUGGAGCCGAAGGAGGAUUCAGCUGACGAAGAAGAGGUUCCCAUCGAGCCUCCCAGUGCAACCACCACCACCACCAUCGGUAUCUCCGCGACCUCCACCACCUUCCCGACCGCUUUUGGGAAGAAGCGCGCCAGCGUCGCCACGACCCCGAGCACCAACCGCAAGAACAAAAAGAACAAGACGAAGGACUCGCCCAACGAACCGAUCGUACUACAGGACCCGCAGGUUGCACUCGCACAGCACAAGGCAGACAAGAACAAGAUCCACGGGGAGCCGCGGGGCGGAGGGGGGGGCAACAGCGACUCCGACCCCUUGGACAGCACCGACUGCGCCAGCGAGAGCAGCAGCAGCGGGGGCAAGAGUCAGGAGCUCAACUACCUGCCCGACCUCACCUCCUCCGCCUCCUCCUCGUCUUCGUCCUCGUCCUCCUCGUCCUCGGUGCCCUCCUCCUCGGCGGCGGCGGCGGCGGCCCAGGGCCUCCUGCACGGCCGAGAGAAGAGACACUGUCCUCAGCCGCCGGCCGACUGCAAGGUGGACAGCAAGGUCACCGUCUCCAUCUCAAAAGCAAUGCAGAAAGCUCUGGACACGAGCGACUGCACUUCCCACUCCUUGCCCUCUCCGUUCAAGACCAUGGCUCUUCCCCUCACCUCGCCCAACAGCAAGCUCAGCCUCACGAGCCCCAAGAGGGGCCAGAAGAGGGAAGAGGGCUGGAAGGAGGUGGUCAGGAGAUCCAAGAAGCUCUCGGUGCCGGCCUCCGUGGUGUCUCGGAUCAUGGGCCGAGGAGGCUGCAACAUCACCGCCAUCCAGGACGUGACGGGAGCUCACAUCGACGUCGACAAACAGAAGGACAAGAACGGCGAGCGGAUGAUCACCAUCAGAGGCGGCACGGAGUCCACGCGGUACGCCGUCCAGCUGAUCAACGCUCUGAUCCAGGACCCGGCCAAGGAGCUGGAGGACCUGAUCCCACGGAAUCACAUCCGAGCCCCCGGCUCCAAAGCCACCUCGGCCUCCUUCUCCAGCGGCGCCGCCGGGUCGGCCGCCGGGCCCAAGGCCCUGAGCUCGCUGGUCACCUCGGCGGGCGUCUCGUUCCAGCCGUCUCUGUCCUCGCCGUCCUCUCAGGCCGGGGGGAAGCUGGGCAAGGGGCCGCCGCCCGGCGUGAGGCAGCCGUUCCCCGUGUCGCUGCCUCUGGCCUACGCCCACCCUCAGCUGGCGCUGCUGGCGGCUCAGACCAUGCACCAGAUCCGACACCCGCGUCUCCCCAUGGCUCAGUUCGGGGGCACCUUCUCUCCCGCCGCCAGCACCUGGGGGCCCUUCCCCGUGCGCCCCGUGAGCCCCGGCAGCGCCAACGGCUCCCCGAAGCACAACGGGGGAACCGGCGGAGGCCCGGCGCGACCCAACUCCAGCCACGGCGAGCACGGCGGCUCGGCGGGCCCCGGGGCCUUCGUCGCCAACGCCAACAGCGCCGCCGCCUGCGCCCCUCACACGGCGGCGGGCGCGGGCUCGCCUCACACCCCGAACCCCACCCCCUACAACCCCCAGCCGAGCGUCCCCAACCCUUCCUCCGUCAAGAAACAGCUCUUCCCCCCCGACAAGUGCGGCGGCGGCGCCGCCCCCGCGUGCGUCUCUGCCGCGCCUUCUAGCGGCGGCGCGGUGCGAGGCUCCCAUCACAGUUCCACCGCGGCGACCGCUAACGCCCCUCAGCAGCUGGGCGGGUCCGUCUCGCUGCCCCACCUGCAGCCGCCUAAAGCCGAGCCCGGCGCCCCUCUUGGGAAAGACAAGCCGUCUCUCUCUGCGGAGAACCAGGCGGCGUCUGAGAGCUUCUCCGCCCCCGCCGUGGCGUUGCCUCCCAAGCCGGAGCCCCGGCAGCAGCUCCCCGCCGCCCCGUCCUCCUCGGAGGCCGCGGCGCCGCUCCUCAACCCGCAGCCCGGCGCCCACCACCCCUCGGCGCCGCCUCCUCUCCACUCGCACAGCGUCGCUCACCCCAACAACGCCGUGCCCCACUUCUCAGCCCCUGCAGCCAGAGCGCCUCAUCGCAUGCAGCCCACCGGGCCGUACUACUCCCUCCCUGAGCAGCAGCAGCAUCAGACGCAGCACCAUCAACAGCAGCAGCACCAUCAGCAUCAACAACAACAACAGCAGCAGCAGCAGCAGUCUGUGUUCGUGCCCUUCAUUGCUCAGCAAGAACCCCUGAAACAGACCCAGAACCAGACGUCCCAGCAGAGUAAUCUGCCUCCCCAGAACCAGAACCACGCGCCCGGCUCCCUGCAGGUGUCUGCCGGCAUGGGGCUGAUGAACGGCUCCCAGAUGCAACACGUGGCCAACGCCGGCAAGCAGAUCCCGCCCAACUUCGGCCCCGCGGGCCUCUUCAACUUCAGCAGCAUCUUCGAUAACAACAGCCAGGUUGGAAACAACCAGGUGUGGGGCGCGUGCCACCUGCCGGCCCGGUCGCCGCCGGAGCAGUCGUACUCGGCCCCGCCCGCCUACAUGAGCAUGGGCCAGAUGGAGAGCAUGAUGCCGCCGCCCCCUCAGGACGGCUCCAAAGCGCCCGGCUACCGCUCCGCCUCCCAGAGGAUGGUCAACAGCCCCAUCGCGCUGACCAGCUACGCCACCAGCCCCGUGUAUCUGCACGGCCACACGCCGGGCGGCACGCCCUCCUUCAGCCGGCAGCACUUCUCCCCUCACCCAUGGAGCGCCUCCACGUCAGGUGAAUCUCCGGUCCCGCCUCCAUCUACGGUUUCAUCCUCCGCCCUCUCCACCUCGGCGGUGGCCCCGCCCCCCCAGCCGAAGCCGGGCAGCUCCUCGCAGCAGGACCGGAAGGUUCCGCCUCCCAUCGGCACGGAGCGGCUGGCCAGGAUCCGGCAGACCGGCUCCGUCAACCCGCCGCUGCUCACCACCAGCUACACGGCGUCGGUGGGACAAGGAGGCAUCUGGUCGUUCGGGGUCGGCAGCGCGUCGGAGGCCAUGUCCGGCUGGUCCCAGCCGCUGAUGAGCAGCCACAUGAUGCACCCGCAGCUGCAGGCCGAGCAGUCGGCCUUCUCCCAGCACCAGCCCAUGGAGCAGGACGACACCGGCAUCGCAAACCCUGCUAACAACUACCAGCAGCAGCAGCAGCAGCAGCAGCACCUGCCCAACAGCUACAUGGACUUCCCCAAGGGGAUGCCCAUGUCCAUGUACGGAGGCACCAUGCUGCCCCCUCACCCCCCCAUGGCCGAGGGCCCGGGGGGUCCGAUGUACAACGGUCUGCACGCCGGUGACCCCGCGUGGAGCCCCAUCAUCAAAGUGGUCCCCAACAACGCAGAUAACUCUGACCCGCAGCAGCAGGUGUGGCCCGGUACCUGGGCGCCUCACGUGGGCAACGUGCACCUGAACCACGUCAACUAGAGCGCGCGUUCCACGGCAAUCAAAGCGCGCAGCAGCAUGACCCGACGCACACAUGAACUACCAACUGACGAACACGACCGAACGAGACGCGACACGUUAACCUUAGAGACCCGAGAGAGCCGACGGCGGGGAGGCGGAGGUCCUCGCGACGCCGCUCUUCGACGCGCCCGUCUCAAAACACACAGAGUGAAUAGGCGAGGGCUGGUAGCAGCCGUCCCCACGAUGCAAACAAACAAGCGCGACCGCCUGUCCAACAGGAUCCAUUCUCUGCGUAGUUUAGCGAUUUUGACUUAAACCCACAUACACCGUUCUUGGGCUGCAGGGGGCUCAACAUGAAGUAGCUAUUUAAACUUGGCCCAGAACUAGAUGAUGAUUACCGAAAGAGAAAGAGAAAUCAGAACCUUUUAGAGUGGUAAAUACAUGUAUAAUUGUUUACAUACUAAAAAGGGUUAAAAUGAGAGUAAAUUUCAUGUCGUAUAGUGGCUCUACUUUAUGUAGCCUGUAUUAAUGUGAAAUAUUUACCUUAAUAUUCAAUAAAAAGAUUGAAAAGUA